GUCUAGAGGUAAUUUCAAGGUUUUCUCAACACAAAUAACACGCAAAACCUUUAAACUUUAAUAUAAAUAUUACACGUUAUCGAACAGAUAUAUAGGUUUGAUAAGUAAUAAAUACUACAUAUGAAAAGUGUAUAGAAGAGUGUAUAUGAGAAUGGAGAGGAAAGAAAAAAGUAACCCAUUCGAUACUGUUGGUGUUUUCUCUCGUAUAUUUUUCUGUUGGAUUUUCCCAACAAUAAAUGAGGGAAGAAAACGAGUUUUAAAGGAAAAAGAUUUAUACAAAUGUUCAAGAUAUCAUACUUCGGAGUAUCUUGGCGAUCUGCUUCAGAAAGAAUGGAACCGGGAAUUGCAGAAGAAGAAUUCGAGCAUACUGAAAGCUUUAUUACGUUUUGUUGGUUGGAAAUACUUAAUAAUUAUUCUACUUGUACUCAUUCAGAUGACAGCGUUAGUUGCCGGCCAAGCGUACUUCGUAGGAUUAAUAAUAAAUUAUUUUGAAAACAGAGAAGAACGGAAUCAAUACAACGUCUAUGCUACACUUGCGGGAUUUUUUAUUCUACUUGUGAUAUAUUUCUGUAUAUAUAAUAUUAGUUCGUUCAUAAACGAAUUAUAUGGAAUGAAGUUAAAGAUAGCAUUCUGCACUCUUAUAUAUAGAAAGUGUUAUUUUCUUAAAUGGAUCGAUGAAAUUAAAGACAAAUGCAAACUACUUACAAAAGAAUCUUUUUAG
Centruroides sculpturatus (bark scorpion) is the source of this 721-nucleotide messenger RNA. Its product is annotated as multidrug resistance-associated protein 4-like. Gene Ontology annotation, biological process: transmembrane transport. The record is from RefSeq and is a predicted model, not a curated record. Gene Ontology annotation, cellular component: membrane. Bases 146 to 721 code for a protein of 191 amino acids. The transcript is spliced from 5 exons. Lineage: Eukaryota; Metazoa; Arthropoda; Arachnida; Scorpiones; Buthidae. Gene Ontology annotation, molecular function: ATPase-coupled transmembrane transporter activity; ATP binding.